AUGCAGAAGUGCCGCGCCGUGCAAGGCGCACUUGGUUCGAAGACUUUCCUUUCUCCACCCUCUACAUACACUCGACUACAGCCGCAUGUUCAGAGAAGAAACGUGCAAGAUGUCUUCGUCACGCGGACGGGAACACCAAUGAUUAAAAUACAGGGCGGACGGUCAUCAUUGGGAGGUCAUACCGCUACGGUCUUCGGCGCUACAGGUUUCUUGGGACGCUAUAUUGUAAACAGACUUGCUAGGCAAGGAUGCACUGUUGUCGUUCCCUACCGGGAAGAGAUGACAAAACGGCACCUCAAGGUCACUGGCGAUUUAGGUCGCGUUGUCUUUACGGAAUUCGAUCUAAGAAACACCCAAUCCAUUGAAGAAAGCGUGCGCCAUUCUGACGUUGUGUACAACUUGAUUGGCCGGGACUAUCCAACAAAAAAUUUCACUUAUGAUGAUAUCUUCGUCGAGGGAACGGAAAGAAUAGCUGAAGCCGUCGCAAAGUACGACGUUGACCGCUAUAUUCAUGUCUCCUCAUACAAUGCAGAUGUGAACUCCCCUUCUGAAUUUUUUCGAAGCAAAGCCCACGGGGAAAAAGUCGCAAGGAACAUUUUUCCGGAGACUACCAUUGUUCGGCCCGCUCCAAUGUUCGGCUUCGAAGACAGAUUGCUUCAUAAAAUGGCAGGAGUCACCAACGUUUUCACGUCCAAUCAUAUGCAAGAGAGGUACUUACCAGUUCAUGUGAUUGAUGUCGGCCAGGCUUUAGAGCGAAUGCUUUACGAAGAAUGGACCGUAUCACAGACCUUUGAGCUUUACGGGCCCACAAAUUACUCGUCGGCAGAAAUUGCAGAAAUUGUUGAUCGUGAAAUCAUCAAGACUCGCCGACGGAUAAAUGUUCCUAAGGCUAUCCUUAAGCCAGUUGCCCACUGGCUCAAUAAAUUGAUUUGGUGGCCUACAAUUUCCGCCGAUGAAGUAGAAAGAGAGUUCCUUGACCAAGUCAUUGACCCUAACGCGAAGACCCUUAAAGAUCUUGGCAUUGAGCCAGCAGAAUUGAGCAACUUGACAUAUCAUUAUUUGCGGGCAUACAGAAGUAACAAGUACUCAGAUCUGCCAGCAGCUUCAGAGAGGGAGAGAGCAGAGGAGAAGAAGUAUCUCCAUGUGCUAGAUGAUCAAUAA
Ophidiomyces ophidiicola is the source of this 1161-nucleotide messenger RNA. RefSeq names its product Protein-lysine N-methyltransferase efm5 (gene EFM5). Bases 1 to 1161 code for a protein of 386 amino acids. Gene Ontology annotation, molecular function: protein-containing complex binding. The transcript has 9 exons. Gene Ontology annotation, cellular component: mitochondrion. The record is from RefSeq and is a predicted model, not a curated record. NCBI's taxonomy places the organism in Eukaryota, Fungi, Ascomycota, Eurotiomycetes, Onygenales, Onygenaceae.